Messenger RNA from Vigna umbellata (rice bean), 593 nucleotides. The record is from RefSeq and is a predicted model, not a curated record. NCBI's taxonomy places the organism in Eukaryota, Viridiplantae, Streptophyta, Magnoliopsida, Fabales, Fabaceae.
AUGGAAGUUAUGCCACCUCCUUAUGUUGAUGCGAUGAAAGACCAAUAUACUGCGAAACCUGCAAAAAUAGUUGUGGCUAGGCUACUAACUAGGAUUCUUCUAGGGGCAUUGGAGGAAGCAUGCAUUGAUCCAAAUGGUGAAAAAGCAGAAAGAGGUCCAGGAGCUAUUAAGUCGUCUGGGUUUGGAGGGCUUGGAUUGGAAGGAAUAGUGGGAAUGUCAGAGCCAGUUGGAGUCGGCAACACACCACCAGGAGAAGGAAACAGCGGAGCAAUGUCUGGGGACAAUUCUUUGAAAGGGGACAGUGAAGAUGGAGGAGGAUCUGAUAGUGCUGCUGGUGAAGAUGAGAGUGUGGGAAGUUUUGGAAUAGGCUGUGAAUAUGAUGAAUGCAGAGGUGAAGGCAUGAAAGUUAAGAUGGUCAUGAGUGUUAUAUAAACGUUGUGUAAUGCCAUUCUGAAGGUGAAGAAAAGCUAACUUACACUACCUGCAAAUGGAUAUAAUUGUGUAAGGAUAUUUGAGGGAGAGGGAGAUAUGUGGGCAGUUAGUGGGUAUAAUUAUGGCAAGGCUUUUAAAUCGUCAGUCUCCUAAGUCUGCAG